Molecule: messenger RNA, 1944 nt
Organism: Elephantulus edwardii (Cape elephant shrew)
Lineage: Eukaryota; Metazoa; Chordata; Mammalia; Macroscelidea; Macroscelididae
Gene: ZNF276
Product: zinc finger protein 276
Exons: 12
Coding region: 1-1944 (647 amino acids)
Biological process (GO): regulation of transcription by RNA polymerase II
Cellular component (GO): kinetochore; chromosome; nucleus
Molecular function (GO): chromatin insulator sequence binding; zinc ion binding
Source: RefSeq, a predicted model, not a curated record
AUGAAACGGGACCGGCUCGGCCGCUUCCUGUCGCCCGGGGCGACCCGGCAGCGCGGGGGUCCGGGCGGUGGCGCCUGCGGGGGAGGCCGGACCCGAGGCCGCCCUGUCCGUAGCGGUGAUCCCAGCGGGGACGGGACCGCGGUGGCGGCGGCCGAGGACGGCGCGGAGGAGGCGGCCCUCCUCCUCAAGCUCCCCAGGAGCUUGUGGACCCCGAGUUACUGCGGGCCCUUCCAGGCGGGCUCUGCGUCAUCUCUGGAGCUGGAGGACAGUCACCCCGAGUCUCCUCCAGCGGGCAGCGGUGGGCCGGCCAAGGGGGAUGGGGGACCAGGCCGGCUACUUGCCACAGGGCACUGUCGCCUCUGCCACGGGAAGUUCUCCUCCAGAAGCCUCCGCAACGUGGCAAGCAGAGGGCCUGGGGAGAGUGUUGGGAGAGCACCCCCAGGGGAGCGAGUUCUUAGCAGGGACUUCCAGCACCUGCUGGGGAUCCCCAUCCUCCAGGACCCAGCUCUCUCUCCCUUUGUCUGCAAGAACUGCCACGCUCAGUUCUACCAGUGUCACAGCCUCCUCAGCUCCUUCCUGCAGAGGGUCAAUGCUGCCCCGGCUCGCCACCACAAGCCUUUUACAAAGACUGGGACCCAGUCCCAUGCUGCCUCAGAAGAGAGCACAUGUCUGGACCAGGUCCCAUGGAGUCUCCGGUGCCUGCAGGCCCUGGUGAGGUGGGUGCAUGGGCACGCAACCAGCUGUGCUACCCUGCCCAGCCUGCAACGGGUGCUUUCCUCUGAGUACUGCGGCGGUGUCAGGGCUGUAUGGGGCUGUGGCCAGGGCCACGACUACAUCAUGGACACAGAUUCAGGCUGUGGAGCCCCCAUGUUCGACAGCACGCUGGCAGUCAAGUGGGAGUGGGAAAAGGAAACAGCCACUCAGCUCACCCCUAAUCCUGCUGGGGCUGCCUCCCAGCACUCCCCGGGCAGAGGAACCACCGCCGAGGCUGAGACAGAGGUGCUGCCCAGCACGGACCCAGCCCAGCAGCCCUCCUUGGAUGGCAGUUCUGUGGGUCCUUGUCAGAAUACCCCACCCCAGCCAAGCCCACCCCUCAGUGGGUCUCCAGGACAGUUGAAUGAGAAGCAGGUUCCGUCUUCAGCCUCGGAUGAUCGGGUAAAAGACGAGUUCAGUGACCUUUCUGAGGGAGACUUUCUGAGUGACGAUGAACAGGACAAGAAGCAGAAUACCCCUUCAUCUGAUGAGUCCUUUGAACCAUACCCAGAGAAGAGGGUGUCUAGCAGGAAGAGUGAAGGCAAAGAGGCAAAGCGACCUGAAGAACCCAAAACUCGAAAGAAACCAGGCCCCAAGCCCGGCUGGAAGAAGCAGCUCCGCUGUGAGAGAGAGGAGCUACCCACCAUCUACAAGUGUCCUUACCAGGGCUGCACAGCUGUGUACAGGGGUGCUGACGGCAUGAAGAAGCACAUCAAGGAACACCAUGAGGAGGUCCGCGAGAGGCCCUGCCCACACCCCGGCUGCAACAAGGUGUUCAUGAUUGACCGCUACCUGCAGCGCCAUGUGAAACUCAUCCACACAGAGGUGCGGAACUACAUCUGUGAUGAGUGUGGACAGACCUUCAAGCAGCGCAAACACCUCCUUGUACACCAGAUGCGGCACUCGGGAGCCAAGCCCCUGCAGUGUGAAGUGUGCGGGUUCCAAUGCAGACAGAGAGCCUCCCUCAAGUACCACAUGACCAAACACAAAGCAGAGACUGAACUGGAUUUUGCCUGUGACCAGUGUGGCCGGCGAUUUGAGAAGGCCCACAAUCUGAAUGUGCACAUGUCUAUGGUGCACCCACUGACACAGAACCAGGACAAGGCCAGACCCUCAGAGACAGAGGCCCCCAGGAUUCCAGGGCCCCUUGGGACAAGGGACAGCCAGGCUGUGAAGCCAGAGCCCACCUGA